Vigna radiata var. radiata (mung bean) is the source of this 1609-nucleotide messenger RNA. RefSeq names its product gibberellin 2-beta-dioxygenase 8. The record is from RefSeq and is a predicted model, not a curated record. Gene Ontology annotation, molecular function: dioxygenase activity. NCBI's taxonomy places the organism in Eukaryota, Viridiplantae, Streptophyta, Magnoliopsida, Fabales, Fabaceae. The transcript has 3 exons. The coding region runs from base 474 to 1499 and encodes 341 amino acids.
CUCCAAACAAAACACUCUUCAUCAAUUCCAAUUUCCAAGUAUCACCUUUGUUUUCUUCAUAUUAAUCCAAUCAUCCUCUGCACAACUUUUUCACUGUUUCAAGAAUAGACUAAUUUCCCACCACUGUACACUGCUUUCUGUCAAUUAUUUACGUUCCAAACCUCAAUAUUUCAUUCACUCCAAUAGUUCUAAAAGUAAAAGCGUACUAGACCAAUUUUCUUACCUGUUUAAUAGUUCUUUGUCCGUUUGUUUUAUUUAAAAGUAAAAAUCGAUCCAACAUGGUACUGAACCGAACCGUUUUGUGAGUUCUAUAUAUAUAUAUAUAUAUAUGGUCACCAAUCUCAUUCAUCCGCUGUUUGAAUCAUAGCAUGCAUUCAUAACCUGUUUUCAUUUCUCAACUUUACUAUUAAAGAACACCAAACCACAUAUGAUAUUUCUAUAUAUCCAAGCUUUUCAACAACAACAACAACAGCAUGAACAACUUAGAGUCCUAUCCUCCCGUUCUCCGCCACCUAGACCAGCAGCAACAUCCAUCACCACCACCACCACCUAACGCCGACCCGGACGAAGAGUUUCCGGACCCGGAUCCUUUGCCCAUCAUAGAUCUCGAGUGGUUGGACCAUGAAAAGUUGGAAGAAGCUUGCGAGAAUUGGGGUUUGUUCCGUCUGGUCAACCAUGGUGUUCCGUUGACCCUUUUGAAGGAGGUUCAAGAGGUAGCAAAGGAACUGUUCUCUCUGUCCUUUGAGGCCAAAAAAAAUGCAUGCAGCGACAGUCCUGUGACAUACUUUUGGGGCACCCCUGCCCUAACACCGUCGGGGACAGCCCUAACAAGAAGCCCCCAAAACAUGAACUGGGUUGAAGGGUUUUCUGUGCCGUUGAGUCAACUCUCCAACUUCAACCCUCAACUUCCCACACUCGAGUCCGUAAGAGUUGUGGUAAUGGAGUAUGAAAAGCAUUUGUCGAGAAUCGGCAGAAGAUUAUUCGAAGCUAUGGCGAAGAAGCUUGAGUUGAAUAUGAAAAGCACAAAGGAAUACAUGGCAGAAAAAAGUGGAAUGAUCCGUGUGUAUCGGUACCCGAAUUACCCUGAUACAAAUGUUGGUUGGGGCAUGGAUGCUCAUACAGAUAGCUCAGUCAUGUCCAUCUUGAACCAAGGUGAUGAAGUUGGUGGCCUUCAGCUUCUCAAACAUCAUCAAUGGAUCAAUGUAAAACCUAUUCCCGACACUUUGGUUGUCAACCUAGGAGACAUGAUGCAGGCAAUCAGCAACGACAGGUACAAGAGUGUGACACACAGAGUGAGAAUAAACAAACAUAAAGAGAGGAUUUCAGUGUGCUAUUUCGUGUUUCCUGGUGAAGAAGUUGUGAUUGAAAGCUCAAAGUACAAGCCAUUUACUUACAAUGAGUUCAGAGCACAAGUGCAAGAAGAUCUCAAAGCCUUAGGGCACAAAGUUGGCCUUCCAAGAUUUCAGCACAGCCAUAAUUCUCAAGUUUCAUUGCUUUGACUCAUGACUUUCAGUUCCAUCUUCUGUUGUACCAUUAUCUUAUUCUUCACUGCUAUAUUCAUGCUAUGUUCAAAACAUAUAUUUUAUACGGAAAAAGUGUUUUUUGAUAA